Rotaria sp. Silwood2 is the source of this 741-nucleotide messenger RNA. Lineage: Eukaryota; Metazoa; Rotifera; Eurotatoria; Philodinida; Philodinidae. The record is from the annotation of a GenBank genome assembly.
AUGGUCUUGGAAAGUGCUACAUGGCGUGCAAAUCCUGAUUGGACUACAAAACUAGGCUACUCAGACCAAUAUUUGAUUGAUGUAAACCGUAAAUCCAUCGAUUUAUUGUGUGAUGUUCGCGAUGAAUACGAUUCGGCAAAGUUACCAAUGGUUAUCAAUGGAUGUGUUGGUCCGCGAGCAGAUGGAUAUUUUCCUACAUUGAUAAUGUCAAUUGAGCAAGCACAAGCAUAUCACUCGAAGCAAAUUGACAUUUUUAGUCAAACUAAAGCGGACAUGGUGACUUCGUUCACAAUGAACUACCCUGAAGAAGCUAUUGGCAUUACGCUGGCUGCCAGAGCAGUUGGCAUGCCCGUCGCAAUAUCGUUCACACUUGACGUUGAUGGUAAGUUGCCGGUAGGACAAAGUUUGCAAGAAGCAAUUGAACUUGUAGACAAAGCCACUCAAAAUACUCCUGUGUACUAUAUGAUCAAUUGUGCGCAUCCCAGAAACUUUGAGCAUCUCUUAGUCCCUGGAGAAGCAUGGGUAUCGAGGAUUCACGGUAUUAAAGGUAAUCCUUCAAAGAAAAGUCAUGCUGAGCUUAACGAAAGCAAAGAACUUGAUGACGGAAAUCCCGUGGCAUUCAGUGAAGACAAUAGAGCUCUUUUAUAUAAACUGAAGAAUUUAAACCUAUUCGGAGGAUGCUGCGGAACGGACCAUCGCCAUCUUGGAGAAAUUUGCAAAACUUGUAUUCAUACAUUCGAA